UGUCCGUUUCAAGAGCGUGUGACAUGGAUGUUGUGAACAAAUAUAUUGUUAAAUUGUAAUUUACCGUAAGUUAAAGGAAAAUUACUCUCGAUUUGUCUCAGUCUUUGUUGGCCCUUUAAUAAGAUGAGAACGGGUGUAUUCUUUAGAGAGAAAGGUUAGAGAGACAAGAGAUAUUCAUUAAAGGAAACAUUACCUUCAUCAUACAUCCUUCAAAGCAGAAGUCACUUAUAGGAUCCCAGUUGAGUCCUGUGGUCAGGGAGACCAUAUUACAAGUGCAAGUAGCAGGUGCAACGGGACAUUCUAGGACAGGUCCUGAAGAACCUAGGAUCAAAAAGGGAAGCCAUAAAUACAUGUGCAAGAAGCAGGUGCAACGGGACAUUCUAGGACAGGUCCUGGAGAACCUAAGAGCAAAAAGGGAAACCAUAUUGCAUGUGCAAGUAGCAGGUGCAACGGGACAUUCUAGGACAGGUCCCGGAGAACCUAAGAGCAAAAAGGGAAGCCAUAAUUACAUGUGCAAGAAGCGAGUGCUACGAGACAUUCUAGAACAGGUCCUGGAGAACCUAAGAACAAAGAGGGAAACCAUAUUACAUGUGAAAGAAGCAAGUGCUACUAGACAUUCUAGAAUAGGUCCUGGAGAACCUAAGAGCAAAAAGGGAAGCCAUAUUACAUGUGAAAGAAGCAAGUGCUACGAGACAGUCUAGGACAAGUCCUGGAGAACCUAAGAGCAAAAAGGGAAGUCAUAUUACAUGUGCAAGUAGCAGGUGCUACGAGACAUUCUAGGACAGGUCCUGGAGAACCUAAGAGCAAAAGGGGAAACCAUAUAACAUGUGCAAGAAGCAGGUACAACGGGGCCACAUUCAAGGACAUGUCCUGGGGAACCUAAAGCCGUAAUAAAUAAUAUAGUACACUAUGCACAUUCUUGUGUUGUAUUCCAGGCAUGUUUUUAAGGAAUGGAGUUACGUUAAAGGUCUAGCUAGAUACGAUUAAUAUGGAUUUGAGCUAACGAUGCUUUUAACGUCUUAACAAUAUAAAACUCACGAUAUAUGUAAAUAAAAUUCC
Messenger RNA from Owenia fusiformis, 1059 nucleotides. Lineage: Eukaryota; Metazoa; Annelida; Polychaeta; Sabellida; Oweniidae. The record is from the annotation of a GenBank genome assembly.